AUGUCAGAUAUCGAUGAUUUUGAGUCAGAUGGUGAGGGUGGAAAAAUUUACAAAAAGUUUGUUAUUGACCAUAAAAAAAGAAAACAACACCAGUUAAAAACAAAAUUAAAUAAUAAUAAUAAUAAUAAUAAUAAUAAUAAUAAUAAUAAUAAUAAUAAUAAUAAUAAUAAUAUUAAUAACAAUUCAUCAUCUUUAAAAGCCAAACAAUUAAAAUCUACGAUUACCACAACUACAACAACAACAUCAAAAAAAAAGCAGCGACCAAUUAUCUCACUCGAGAGUGAUAGUGAUGAAACAGAAGAUGAAAUUGGCUAUAUAAAAAAAAAAACCACCACAACCACUUUAAAACCCAAAUACCCAACAACAACCACUUCAACAUCAACAUCAACAAGUAAUAGACCUAAAAAUGACCUAAUAUUUGAUGAUGAGGUUGAUGAAGAUAAUAAUAAUAAUAAUAAUUUAGAUGAAGAUAGGCCAAUUUUCAAACCCAAUAAAAAGAAAAGAGCAUCUAUUAAUGAUGAAAUUGAAAAUGAUGAUAAUGAUGAAGAUAAUAGUACUGUUAGCAAUUAUGAUAAAUAUAAAACAUUUGAUGAAUUGGAUGGAAAUGACAAAUUCAAUAAUAAUAAUAAUAGUAAUAAACCAACAAAAAAGAAAACAACAACAACAACAACAACAACAAAUAAAAUUGAUAAAUUUGAUAGUAAUACAAUUGAUAAAAUUAAACAAUCACUUCAUUAUUCAGUAAUUAAAGUAUCAGAAGAACAAGCAAAUAAAUUUAAUGUUGGUAUUACAAAGGAAACAAUGUCAUCUUUGUCGGAAUUAAUUUUCAACGUUACAAAAGAUUUAGUUUCAAAAGAUUUAGUUUCGUUCGCUCAACAUGCAAAAAGACCAACAAAGAUAACUGUCGAUGAUGUUAAACUUUUAGCUCGUAGAAAUGAUUCCCUUUUAAAUUCUUUACUUUUAAAAGAAACUGAAAGAGAAAGAGAAUUAGAACUACAAGAAGUAGUAAAUAAAUCAAGUAAAAAGAAAGACAAUAAUAAUAAUAUUAUUCAAUUUGAUGAUUAA
Molecule: messenger RNA, 1065 nt
Organism: Dictyostelium discoideum AX4
Lineage: Eukaryota; Evosea; Eumycetozoa; Dictyosteliales; Dictyosteliaceae
Exons: 1
Coding region: 1-1065 (354 amino acids)
Cellular component (GO): FANCM-MHF complex
Molecular function (GO): protein heterodimerization activity
Source: RefSeq, a predicted model, not a curated record